Penaeus vannamei (Pacific white shrimp) is the source of this 1997-nucleotide messenger RNA. Its product is annotated as programmed cell death protein 7. The record is from RefSeq and is a predicted model, not a curated record. Lineage: Eukaryota; Metazoa; Arthropoda; Malacostraca; Decapoda; Penaeidae.
ACACAGCUUUAGAUUUUAUCAUAACCUGACAUCACUAGCAUGGAUACAAGUAGAGUUCCUCCACCAGUGGUCACAAAUGGGGCCCCAUCACCUAUAGAGCUGAAUGAUGGAAUGAAUAGAGUUCCUGCACCUGUAGGAUUCAACAGAGGUCCUCCACCAAUGGGUCAAGGGCCCCUGCCCAUGUAUUUUAACAAAGGACCACCACCGAUGGAAAUGGCUGGACCACAACCAUACAUAGGAUUUAACAGGGGGCCUCCUGCACCACUCAGCAGGGGACCACCACCUUUUGGUUUGAAUAGAGAACCACCACCUUUAGGGUUUAGCACUCCACCUCCACCAAGAGGAGCACCACCCCCCCUAGGAACACAGAUGCCAUUAGGAUCCUCACCACAAUUAGAACAUAGUAAUGUUCAGUUUGACAGCUUCAGCAACAUUCCACAAGACCAUGAGCAGCUGCCAGUACAUCUACAAUCAACUGAUGAUGGAAAUGGCAGUACACAGAGUAGUCAUCUGCCACCUCAUCUCCAUCAUAACCCACCAAAGAGAACAUUCCAAGGAGAACAUUUCACUGUAAAUGACUUCAUCCAGCCUCCACCAUCCUCCUCUGUGCAUCCACCUAUUCCUAGUACAUACCAAGGUCAUGCAAGUAUCUCUAGCCAGCAGUAUUACAGUAAAUGUCACAACACCUCUUGGCAUGGUGGCCCAUCACCCAGUUCUAGUAACACAGAAUCAUCUACUUAUCAAACCAUUUUUGAAGAAGAAACUGAUGGGUUAGAUGAAGACCAGAAGUGGAUAAACAACUUUGAGCAAAGAAUCUUGCAAAGAUGCCAAGUACAGCCAGCCAAGAAGAACCUACCAACCAAUUCUGUUAAGCUCUCAGAUGUACAGGAGAUGAUCAAGAAAUUCAGGACUUUAACUCAAAGAUUAGAGGAACUUCGAGAUGAGAUGAGACAGAGCUGUGACAUAGCAGACGAUCAUAUGUGGAAUAAUUUAGUUCUGGAAGCUGAGGAUAUUAAGGAAAAGUUGCUCAAAAUAGAAAGCCAUUUCCUAGAUAAGGAAUUCAUCAGCUCAGUGAGGCAGUUGAUAAGCCGCAGAAGAAACAAAAGAAAAAAGAUCAAGAAACAAAAGGAGAGGAUGAAACGUGACAAAGAAGAAUUGAAACUGGCAUGGCAGAGAGAAGAGGAAAAGAUUGAUAUUUGGAGGGAGAAACUUGAGGAACAAGAAAAAGAAAAAAGAAGGGAAAAAGCUGUUGAAUUAGAAGCAGAUAGUAUAUUAGGAGAGGUCCGGCAGAAGCAGACAGAGGCCUCUCGCAUGCAACAAUUGUUAGAAUCCCUGACAACCCUGCGGCAGGCAAGGAUUAAUAAAGGUGCUUCUCAUGGUUAUAUGUCAGCUCCAAUAGAUGAUCUUCAUUUUUCUUCUACCAAAAAAGGCAUCAGUGAAGUGGUAGCAACUCAGGUUAAGGAAUACCAGCUAGAGGAACAAACGCUUCGAGUGAUGAUGGGUGAAAGUGCAGCCCAGAAACCUUCUGACGGGAAUGAGGUAAAUGCUGUUGUUAGUAAAAGAGAGGCAGCAAUGAGGAAGCUGCUUUUUGGUGACUUUACUCCAAUCAACACUGAUACAAUGAAGGAGUUUACUGCUGCGGACAACAAUUGGGAAAUACUUUUGCAAAGAAGGUUUGAAUGGGACCGGUACUGUACAGAGGACAACACGCCCCUUGCCUCGUCCAUUCCCAUUAAUUGGGUGAUUCCUCCAAUGCACCCAUCAAAGGACUGGGCACAAUAUCAGAACAAAGUUACUCUGUGUUAGAGCUGUGACGAAUGACUCAAGUUGUAGUUCCUGAUGUUUGAUACAUUUCAUUCAUCAUUAUUAUUUUGGAAAUUUGAGAUUAAUUACAUUCUUUGUACUUUUCCAUGUGAAAUGGAGUGGCUCUCUUCAGAUAUGUACUCAUGAAAAGUGUGGUUUAAUCUUGUGAAAUAAACUAAUUGAUUGUCCCCAUA